AUGACCAAGGCCAGGAGCAAGGGUGGGAACCCGGACAAGCUGGACGGCAACAAGCUGGACCUGAGCCUCAGCGACCUGAAUGAGGUCCCGGUGAAGGAGCUGGCUGCACUGCCAAAGGCCACCAUACUGGAUUUAUCCUGCAAUAAAUCGAGUAGUCUACCGUCGGAUUUCUGUGGCCUCACACACCUGGUGAAGCUGGACCUCAGUAAGAACAAGCUGCAGCAUCUGCCAGCUGACUUUGGCCGUCUGGUCAACCUCCAGCACCUGGAUCUCCUCAACAACAGGCUGGUCACGCUGCCUGUCAGCUUUGCUCAGCUCAAGAACCUAAAGUGGAUGGACCUGAAGGACAACCCCUUGGACCCUGUCCUGGCCAAAGUGGCCGGUGAUUGCUUGGAUGAGAAGCAGUGUAAGCAGUGUGCAAACAAGGUGCUACAGCACAUGAAGGCAGUUCAGGCGGAUCAGGAGCGAGAGAGGCAACGGAGGCUGGAAGUGGAACGAGAGGCAGAGAAGAAGCGGGAGGCCAAACAGCGAGCUAAGGAAGCUCUGGAGCGGGAAUUGCGGAAGCGAGAAAAGGCAGAAGAGAAGGAGCGUCGGCGGAAGGAGUAUGAUGCCCUCAAAGCUUCCAAGCGGGAGCAGGAGAAGAAGCCCAAGAAGGAAGCAAAUCAGGCCCCCAAAUCUAAGUCUGGCUCCCGUCCCCGCAAGCCACCACCCCGGAAACACACUCGGUCCUGGACUGUGCUGAGGCUGCUGCUUCCACUGCUGCUGCUGUGUGUGGCUGGUGGGCUGGUUGCGUGUCAGGUGACAGCACUGCAGCAGCAGCCCCUCUGUACCAGUGUGAACACCAUCUACUACAAUGCUGUGCAGGGUCUGCGCCGCCACGAGAUCCUCCAGUGGGUCCUGCAGACCGACUCCCAGCAGUGA
Molecule: messenger RNA, 921 nt
Organism: Sciurus carolinensis (gray squirrel)
Lineage: Eukaryota; Metazoa; Chordata; Mammalia; Rodentia; Sciuridae
Product: leucine-rich repeat-containing protein 59-like
Molecular function (GO): protein binding
Source: RefSeq, a predicted model, not a curated record